AUGGGCGGCGUCGAUUUACUUGACAAUGAAGUUGUUAACUAUCGUAUCGGGAAUAGAAGCAAAAAGGGGUGGAGGCCAUUAUGGGUACAGUGUUUAGAUAGUGCUGUAGUAAAUAGAAGCAAUAAGGGGUGGUGGCCAUUAUGGGUACAGUGUUUAGAUAGUGCUGUAGUAAACGCUUGGAAACUAAAUUGCUUUGUCGCUGCUUCUACCAACACAAAACCAAUACCUCAAUUAGACUUCAAGAACUUCAUUGCAAGAAACCUUCGUGCAUCAGAGAAUUCAAUUUUCAUUACAGAAGCUACCGCUUACGAUGAUUUGAAAAAGGAAAGUCACACAGUGCAGCAGAAGAUAAAUACACGCAAACUAUGGACCAAAAAGGAAACGAAGUGUUUUCUAGAGUGCUACUUGACACGAAAGGAAGAGUUUUUGGAAACCAGAAAAAAAAGACUUGGAUAUCAACAUGUACUUGAGGACAUGAUAGCACAUGUAAUUGCAGAUGACUUUAAUCCAGUGUGCUUAGAAAGAAAAAUGCGCACACUUCUAAGUGCAUUUAAAGCAGCCAAAGAUAACAACAGACGGACUGGUGCAUCACCAUGUUUACCACCCUACAUGGAGUUGAUGAACGAAAUAUUUGGUGAUAAACCAAUUAUUUCAAAUAAUCACACUGCGACGUUAGGGUUUGACAGCUAUGUUGUAGAUAUAGAGGUGCUGAAAGAGUUGGAAAUAAACAUUGUGCAAACGCACGCUGAGCUAUCGCCAACGCAAGAAUCACCAACGGAAGAAUCGCCAACGCAGGAAUCUAUAACGCGGGAAUCGCCAAUGCAAUAAUCAUCAACGCAGGAAUUGCAAAUGCAGGAAUUGCCACAACCUUCAACUUCAUUAUUUAACCGCAAAAGAAAAUCUGUGCGUCAAGAAUAUUAUGACAACAAAUAGAGGAAGAGAAAUUAAAAUUUUUUAAAGAAACU
Messenger RNA from Teleopsis dalmanni, 965 nucleotides. RefSeq lists its product as uncharacterized. Bases 1 to 828 code for a protein of 275 amino acids. The record is from RefSeq and is a predicted model, not a curated record. NCBI's taxonomy places the organism in Eukaryota, Metazoa, Arthropoda, Insecta, Diptera, Diopsidae. The transcript has 3 exons.